CCCUUCUCUAGGGAAGCUUUGCCUUUUGAUUCGUCAGAAGAGCCGGGGACUGGAACCAAUCAGCGACUUCGUCGGCUCCGUGGCUCCACGUCGGCACCAACUGCGGGGCAAGAUGGAGGCGUUGAUCCUGGAACCUUCUCUGUACACAGUCAAAGCCAUCCUGAUCCUGGACAAUGAUGGAGAGCGGCUCUUUGCCAAGUACUAUGACGACACCUAUCCCAGUGUCAAGGAGCAGAAGGCUUUUGAGAAGAACAUUUUCAACAAGACCCAUCGGACUGACAGUGAGAUUGCCCUCUUGGAAGGACUGACUGUAGUGUACAAAGGCAGUAUUGACCUCUACUUCUACGUGAUUGGCAGCUCCUAUGAAAAUGAGCUGAUGCUAAUGGCUGUUCUGAAUUGCCUCUUCGACUCUUUGAGCCAGAUGCUGAGGAAGAAUGUUGAGAAGCGAGCGCUGCUGGAGAACAUGGAAGGCCUCUUCCUGGCUGUAGAUGAAAUUGUAGAUGGAGGGGUGAUACUAGAGAGUGACCCCCAGCAAGUGGUACACAGAGUAGCAUUACGGGGUGAAGAUGUCCCUCUUACAGAGCAGACUGUGUCUCAGGUGCUGCAGUCGGCAAAGGAACAGAUCAAGUGGUCACUGCUUCGAUGAAGACUCCAUUAUUCUCCUGCUAUCCUCGUCGCUCCCCGAGUCAUUUGUUUCCUCUGACGCCCCCACCUCCCAUCCCCAACUCCUCCUGCUCUGCACUGAUGAUCUCAGGGCCAUUUCAGGAGAAUGAUGAGGGCAUUCUCUUUUCACAACUUUUCUUGCCUUUUGUCCUGUUUUUCUCUUCUUCCCAAAAUUAUCCUGAAGACCAAAAACUGGGAUAGAACAAAAAGAGGGGUUAUAUCCUUUCCAGCUUUCUCAUCUCUCCCAUCAUUCAAGCAGUAAGGUUCCUGGAAGUGGCCCAGGCCCUAACAGAACUGGGAACAGACCUGGGCCAGAACAGUACACCAGGAUCAAAACUUGAGGAAGAAUGUGCCGUUUUCCUCUUCUGGUCUCACCCUGCAUGUAUCCUGGCCUUCAGCCCAAUGGAGGAGGAAGAGGAAUAAUUCUAUCCAGAGGUCCCUAGAUUUUAUCAGUCUCUCAAGUAUUUCCUCUUAUUACUGCUUACUACCCCCAACUGUAGAAAAAGGAGGAAAGAAGCUAGGGAGGGAGAGGCAAACAACUGCUGACUCUCUAAUUGGAAUUAGAUAGGGGUUGGGAAAGGAGGGUGGCAUCGGAAGUGGACAUCGCUUUUCCUCGGUUAUUCACUAUAAUUCUCCCCAAACCCAAUCCCAGGCCUGAUUUAUAGGGCCAAACUAUUCUGUCGCCUGGGAAAGAGUACAUCUUGGGGGUCUCUGUCGCCUAGUUGGUCCCCCAUAAAUCUCCACUCUUUCCACAAAUGGGAUUUUGUACACCAUGUUUCCCAGUUCUGGGACAGAGCCAGUCUCCUGGAUGAGAAAGCUCAGCUUCCAGUCUCUGGAAGAAGAGUUUUCUACUUAGAAUUUGGUUGAGGGUUAGAUUUAUGCCCUAUUCUCUGAGUUCCUUCGGUCCCCAAUCACAGCCCUGUACAUUUAAGAUGAAUGUUUCAGCCUUGUGUCUAUAGACCCUGAUCUUAACCUUUUCUCCAUCUUGCUGGCCUUUUCUCACUCCUGCUGGGAAGCAGGAUAUAGGAUUCUUUUGGGCAUGGGGGUGGGGAUAGGGACAGUAAGAAAAUUUUAGAAUUACCCUUGUGAGACUCGGGUUGGGAUAAGGUGAAGAUUUAUCUUCAAGGACACCAGAGGGGGCUAGUUUGAAGCUUUAUUCUAUUGUGAAACCUCUGUCAAAUACAGUCACCUUUGGUUAAAUCAAUGAGCCUUGAGGUGCCCUGGGAAGGUAAAAGACCAGCCACUACCCUUUGAUGUGACCCUUCUCCUUGACUCCAUAUACCAUUCCUUUAAGAAACAGUCCUCUGUUCCCUUUCGUGCUAUUGUCCUGAGUCUGAACCAUUUACUUCACAGCUGCCCACUCCUAUCUCCCAACCCCAGUUUGUCAUAUUCCGAGCAGAAAAGACCUGGAAGGAAGAGAUGGGGACAAGAACAGGCUUGUGGGAAAUGGAGGGCAGCUGCCCAUGGACCCUACUCUUCACUAGCCAUUGGGAAUAAAGCAACUUUCCCCCCA
Molecule: messenger RNA, 2176 nt
Organism: Antechinus flavipes (yellow-footed antechinus)
Lineage: Eukaryota; Metazoa; Chordata; Mammalia; Dasyuromorphia; Dasyuridae
Gene: COPZ1
Product: COPI coat complex subunit zeta 1
Exons: 9
Coding region: 113-646 (177 amino acids)
Biological process (GO): intracellular protein transport; retrograde vesicle-mediated transport, Golgi to endoplasmic reticulum; intra-Golgi vesicle-mediated transport
Cellular component (GO): COPI vesicle coat
Source: RefSeq, a predicted model, not a curated record